CCCGGUCAGUAACUGGUCGGGGAAGUGGCAGUAGAAGAGAACCCGCUUGACUCGCCGGCACAACCUGAGCACGGGGAUGCAGGCCGACACCUGGUCGCAAAAAACCACAUCGAACUCGGCGCCGCUGAGAAAGACCAGGCGGUGUAAGGGCUCCAACUCAGUGGAAGGGGUCCUGAGUUGUGUGUCGUGGCCACAUUGAGAGCAGCGGCUCGAGCGGAGCGGACCUUGGGGGCUUGAGUGAAGCGGAACGAGCGGCGUCAACAUGCCUGGACCUGCUGCAAGUGCAACAAAUGUCGGUGCCUCUAGCCGAUCGCCCAGCAAGGCUGUAGCACCCCGGGCUGCUGGUGGUGGAUCCACAGUGAGGCAGAGGAAAGCUACUAGCAGUGCAGUGAGCCGUGCUGGGCGAACCACUUCAACAGGCACUGGGGGUAUGUGGCGAUUCUACACAGAGGAUUCUCCUGGGCUUAAAGUUGGGCCUGUUCCAGUGCUUGUCAUGAGUCUACUGUUCAUCGCUUCAGUAUUUAUGCUGCACAUCUGGGGCAAGUACACCCGCUCAUAGACAAGAAUUCAGCUUCAACUUAAUGCAUUCAUUCAUCCUGGACCAAAUGCCUAUUUUUAUGAGAACUGAAUUCUGACGCAUUAAACCUCACCUUUCACUAAUGAAGAUUCAAGUAAAGAUCCUCUCAAAUGCACUGGGUGUAGUGGCUCGAUCUGUAGUCCUAAUUUUCACGAAGUGCUGUCUUUGUGUUGGAUUUUGAAAUCUUUGAAAGUCUCUUUCCUAUGUUUGUUUUACCUUUUUUGUAAAACAUCUCACUAAUGUUCAGAAAUAAAAAAGGUUGUUACUUG
Messenger RNA from Carcharodon carcharias (great white shark), 846 nucleotides. RefSeq names its product SEC61 translocon subunit beta (gene sec61b). The transcript has 5 exons. The record is from RefSeq and is a predicted model, not a curated record. Gene Ontology annotation, biological process: intracellular protein transport. Gene Ontology annotation, cellular component: Sec61 translocon complex. Bases 263 to 559 code for a protein of 98 amino acids. Lineage: Eukaryota; Metazoa; Chordata; Chondrichthyes; Lamniformes; Lamnidae.